UAUUCACUCGGUCUCAUUCCGCGAAUUUCUCAUGCAGAUUAAGAUGUCUUUGGCCAGCGGCCACACCUACCGCCGUCUGGAAGGAGAAGAACUGGAAGAAGCCACAAAAUUCAUUCACAACAGGACAGUUGAACUCAUUCGUCUAGUCCUGGAGACUGGCUCUUCCCAGAGAGGUACACAGAUUUCGCUAACAAGAUCUACAACUUCAAGAUUAAACCCAGCGAUGUUUACGUGAUCACUUUCAUGAAGGUGGGGACGACCUGGACGCAAGAGAUUAUCUGGACGAUGAAGUACAACCCCAACUUGGACCAUCCUGAUCAGGGCCUUCCGAUACUGGAGCGAUCGCCGUUUAUAGAUGCAGAUAUGCUCUUCCCAAAAGAGUUUCCCCCAGAGCUUGCUGAGGCGAGUAAGUCAUUCAUGAGUGGUUUUCUCAAGCACUGCCCAGGUUGCGAUCCAAAAGAUGGCGCCAACUUGCAGUUUGGCGCAGCUAUUCCUGAACCUCGGGUCCUUAAGAGCCACCUGCCGUUAUCACUUAUGCCUCCUACAAUGCUUGAGGAAGCCAAGGUUGUUUAUGUGGCCAGAGACCCCAGGGAUGUGAUCUCUUCGUGUUACCACCACAACAGGAUGUUCAUAUAUGGGCAAUUCACUGGCUCACUGGACCAGUUCGCCGAAGUAUUCAUGAACAAUGACGUGAUCUAUGCUCCUUACUGGCUCCACGUGAAGGAAGCCUGGGAAAAGCGUGAUCACCCUAACAUGCACAUCCUACUCUAUGAGGACAUGAAGAAGGACAUCAUGAGUGAGCUGAGGAAACUCGAUCAAUUCCUGGGAACGAAUCUCACCGAGGAACAGCUGGAAAAUGUGAAGAAACACACGAGCUUUGGUGAGAUGCAGAAGCGAGACUAUCUGACUAGACUCGAAGGAGAGGCGAAAGCUCCUUUCAUGGACGAAGAAGUGGUCAAGAAACACGGCGGAUUCUUCAGGCAGGGCAAAACUGGUGAUGGCAAGAAGAGAUUCAGCCCUGAGAUAUUGGAGAAGGCGGACGAGUGGACUCGGAAGCACUUCAAUUUUGGCCUCGAUUACAACUGAAACAGUGCUUUGCAUUCUUGCAUCAUUGUCAUUAAUUAUAAUCAGUUACUUUCUUUCGUGGUAGAGUAUCUUAGUUUUUUAGGUUUCACAAUUCAUAACGGUGAAGACGACUUUGUCCAGCAUCGCAGACGUUUUGUUGAUGAUCACUAGAGAAUUUCAUUCUUAUAUAAAUCUUAUAUGAAUACUUGUUUGGGAUAUGAGAACGAAUAAUUUUUCGUAAAAUGUUGAGAAGCAUUGAUUUUAUUUUUUGAGAACUAAAGAUAAUGAAAUAGAUGAUUUUGGCAUUUAUAUAAUAAAACGCUACACGUUAGUUAUUGAUACUUGUCGGUGAAUCUUGAGGUGCAAAAUAAAGUUUUAUCAGCUAUAA
This is a messenger RNA of Macrobrachium nipponense, 1453 nucleotides long. RefSeq names its product luciferin sulfotransferase-like. The record is from RefSeq and is a predicted model, not a curated record. Gene Ontology annotation, biological process: sulfation. The coding region runs from base 244 to 1086 and encodes 280 amino acids. NCBI's taxonomy places the organism in Eukaryota, Metazoa, Arthropoda, Malacostraca, Decapoda, Palaemonidae. Gene Ontology annotation, cellular component: cytoplasm. The transcript is spliced from 7 exons. Gene Ontology annotation, molecular function: sulfotransferase activity.